Messenger RNA from Adineta steineri, 323 nucleotides. NCBI's taxonomy places the organism in Eukaryota, Metazoa, Rotifera, Eurotatoria, Adinetida, Adinetidae. The record is from the annotation of a GenBank genome assembly.
AUGAUGUCUAUUAAUCCUUUAUCUCUAAGUUUAUUACUUUUUGUAUCAUUAUAUACUGUUAAUACAUUUGGCUUCACGAAAACAAUAGAUUUAAAUUUAUCUUGGAAUAACUGUGGACCAAGUUCAGAUUCAAUUCAAUUACAAAGUCUUUCCAUUACUCCUGAUCCAAUUCGUAUACCAGGAGGUUUUAAUAUAACCGGUUCUGCCAGUGUAGCAUUAGAAAUUCCAACAGAUGUUCAUGUCACAGUUUUACUUGAACGUAAAGUGGGUCCAUUUUUUGUAAAAGUUCCAUGUGUUGAUAAUUUUGGUUCAUGUAAUUAUGG